Messenger RNA from Clarias gariepinus (North African catfish), 1848 nucleotides. RefSeq names its product solute carrier family 16 member 7 (gene slc16a7). Gene Ontology annotation, cellular component: membrane. Gene Ontology annotation, biological process: monocarboxylic acid transport; transmembrane transport. The transcript is spliced from 5 exons. Gene Ontology annotation, molecular function: monocarboxylic acid transmembrane transporter activity. Bases 65 to 1498 code for a protein of 477 amino acids. The record is from RefSeq and is a predicted model, not a curated record. Lineage: Eukaryota; Metazoa; Chordata; Actinopteri; Siluriformes; Clariidae.
GGUGAACAUUCACUUUAUACAACUGUCUCUCAACUCCACACAUAGAGUUUAGGAGGUCCCCACAAUGCCCCCUGCAGCUGGUGUUGAUCUAGGCUACACUCCUCCUGAUGGAGGAUGGGGCUGGGCUGUAGUGUUUGGAUCAUUUAUGUCAAUCGGCUUUUCAUAUGCCUUUCCGAAAUCCCUCACCAUUUACUUCAAGGACAUUCAGGAAUAUUUCUCCAUCUCCUACAGUGAGAUUGCAUGGGUCUCCUCUAUUAUGCUUGCUACCAUGUAUGCUGGAGGACCUGUGAGCAGUAUACUCGUAAAUCGUUAUGGGAGCAGGCCAGUGGUCAUUAUUGGUGGCCUAAUGGCUGGAGUCUCCAUGAUUGCUGCUUCUUUUGGCACAACCAUCAUUCAUCUGUACAUGUGUGUAGGAGUCAUUGGAGGUCUUGGCCUUGCCUUUAAUUUGCAACCUUCCCUGACUAUAAUUGGGAAAUACUUUCUCAUUAAACGACCCAUAGCAAAUGGUUUGGCCAUGGCAGGAAGUCCAGUGUUUUUGUGCACUCUGGCUCCCCUUAACCAGUUUCUGUUUGACAACUUUGGCUGGAGAGGAAGUUUCUUCAUCUUGGGAGCCCUACUCCUCAACUGCUGUGUGGCAGGGGCACUCAUGAGGCCUAUUAUAAUAAGAAAAAGACCCCUGCAACCUCAAAACAGUGCGAAUAGUGUUUCUCAGGAUGUUAGCGUAGAGAGAAGAAAACAACAGACAAAGCAUACAGGAUGUGCAUCACAUGUAAAUAAAUUCAUUGACCUUUCACUCUUCAAGCACCGUGGUUACAUUAUAUACCUGGUGGGGAAUGUUGUGAUGUUUUUUGGGUUCUUUGCUCCAGUCGUGUUCUUGGCCCCCUAUGCCAAGCACCAAGGCAUUGAUGAAUAUUCUGCAGCCUUCCUGCUCUCUAUUUUUGCCCUUGUAGACAUGGUGGCCCGACCAGCAACCGGUCUGGUGGCCAACACAAAAUGGAUCCGACCCAGAAUUCAAUACUUCUUUAGCUUUUCUGUGGCAUAUAAUGGAGUGUGUCAUCUGGCAUGCCCUCUGUUGCCGGGGUAUACAGGUCUGGUGGUAUAUGCUAUCUUCUUUGGGCUGGCCUUUGGAAUGCUGUGUGCACUGCUUUUUGAGGUGCUAAUGGAUUUGGUGGGGGCACAACGAUUCUCCAGUGCAGUUGGACUUGCCACUAUUAUAGAAUGUGGCCCUGUUCUUCUUGGGCCCCCAAUUUCUGGUGCAUUGGUUGACAUCUUUAUGGACUAUAAGUACAUGUACUUCACAUGUGGCUUGAUAAUGCUGGUCCCUGGACUUUUCCUGUUCAUUAUGAAUUUUUUUAACUACAGAUGGUUGGAGCAGGAGCAGCAGAAACAGGAAGAUCUGCAGAUUGGUUCAGCCAAAGAACUUGCUGCUAUAGAGGAGGCUAAUGAUAUUGAGCCAGAAAUCAAACAGUCAAGAAGAGCAAUUUAUGGACUUAUCUAGCAAAGAAGCAUAAUAAUGCUAUGUACUUAGAUUUUAAGUAGAAAUCAAUUAUCCAUAUAUUUGGAUAGACAUUUUUAUAUAGCUACAUUGCUGGGAAAAAGCAUUUGCCUCCUUCUUGAUUUUUAAAAGUUUUGCUUAUUAAUCACAGUUAAAUGAUUCUAAAAAUCAAAUUAUUUGACUGUUUGAAUCAGUUAAUCAAACAAUCUAACAACCUUAUUAGGUUUAGGGGCAAUUACUGUUUUCUAUAGGGCCAGUCAGGUUUGGACAGCUUUUUAAAUUAUUUUAUUUAAAAAAUUGCAUUUUUAUUUACUUGUGUUAUCUUUUACUAGUAUUAUCCAUCAUUUAAACGU